CUGGUGUUGAAGAACGUGGAUGAUGACCAUCUCAACGACUCGCUGGGGAACGCCGGCCUCAUCUCGCCGGACAAGGAGGAUUUGGCUCGCCUCCUGACGGUUCCGUUCAGCGGGCGCAUCCGCGGCGGCAUGCGGCCAGGGAAGAAGAUCAUAGUGAUGGGCAUCGUUGACCUGGAGCCAGACAGGUACGCAAACACCUGCCCGACCUGCGGCCGGGACUCGGAGAAGGAGGACCCCCCCGCGCACGACGUGGCGCUGAAGCUCUCCGCCCGCUUCGGCGACCGGCAGUUCCUGCGCAGCGCCCGGAUCUCCGGGAAGUGGACGGAGGAGGAGGCGUCCACCGUCUACUUCCCCUUCAUCCCCGACCAGCCGUUCAGGAUCGAGAUCCACUGUGAGCACCAGCGGUUCCGCAUAUUCGUGGAUGGACACCAGCUCUUUGACUUUUAUCACAAAGUAAAAUCUUUACCUUCUAUCGACACAGUACGAAUACAAGGGGAUCUACAGAUCACCAAGCUCGGUUAA
This is a messenger RNA of Menidia menidia (Atlantic silverside), 522 nucleotides long. Lineage: Eukaryota; Metazoa; Chordata; Actinopteri; Atheriniformes; Atherinopsidae. The record is from the annotation of a GenBank genome assembly.